Molecule: messenger RNA, 7206 nt
Organism: Girardinichthys multiradiatus
Lineage: Eukaryota; Metazoa; Chordata; Actinopteri; Cyprinodontiformes; Goodeidae
Gene: raph1b
Product: Ras association (RalGDS/AF-6) and pleckstrin homology domains 1b
Exons: 19
Coding region: 499-4995 (1498 amino acids)
Biological process (GO): signal transduction
Cellular component (GO): cytosol; plasma membrane
Source: RefSeq, a predicted model, not a curated record
GUCCGUUCCUGGGCUGGACAGGAAACGACGGAGACGCGCAGCGUGUCUCCCCAGCAGCUGCGGGAGAGAAGAAUGGGAAUGGGAACAGAUUUGUGGAUUGCAGGCGAGGCAGCGUGCGAAAACAUGAGGACAACGGACAAUUUAAAAUAGAUUCAUAUUUGAAAUAGUUAAUUAUCCAUAUCGUAGCAGGAGUUUUCCCCUUCUGUUUUCUCCCACUGAGGGCAGGGAUAUUCAUUAUCUUGGACAGCAUAGAAGGAAAGGGAGCCUCUUUGUGAAUCCUAUUUCACUGGGAUAAAAGCCCAGCUGCAGAGUGGAGCGGUGGUCUGACCUUUACCCUCAGUAAGAAGAAAGGAAAAGCCACUUCAGAGAUUCACCAGAGAUUUUUGUGGACGGUUCCAGAUGACAGAUGUUUGGGAAGUUCUGACCUGCCUUCCAUCCCAUUCUCUUAGAAAAACCAAAAAAACAACUAGGAUAAACUGAAAACACAAAAAGAAAAAUAUGGAUCAGGUGUCGGACGACGAGUUGGACCACGGGGCGGAGGAGGACAGCGACAAGGAGGACCAGGACCUGGACAAGAUGUUUGGGGCCUGGCUAGGCGAGCUAGACAAGCUCACACAGAGUCUGGAUGAUGGAAGGCCUCAAAAAGCACUGCAGAAGCCACCGCUCAGGCAGGAGACGAACAUAGCCAACUUCUCCUACCGUUUCUCUAUGUACAACAUAAAUGAGGCUCUCAAUCAGGGAGACAACGUCGACUUGGAUGCUCUGAUGGCUGACCUUUGCUCCAUCGAGCAGGAGCUCACCACCAUCUCCAAACCAAACUCAACAUCCCGCAGCCAGAACAAAGGACAACAGAGGGGCCCUGGGGGCCGCAGUGCCAGCACCAAGCACAGUGGCACCGGUGGAGGGGGAAGCAGUGGAGGAAGUACCAGCAGCAGUGCCAGAGCAUCGCCGGCAAACACAGUUCGAGGCGGCAGCGUUAACUCCCGGCCCGUGGCCUCCAAUAUCUCCCUGGACGACAUCACCUCUCAGCUAGAGAAGGCCUCCCUCAGCAUGGAUGAAGCGGCACGUCAGACUUCUUCUUCGUCUUCCUCAUCUUCAGUUUCCUCCACGGCUUUGCGACGUCCCUCUUCUGGAUCGUCUGGCGGCGGGCAGCACCGCAGGACUGGGUCAGUGGGUGCGAUCAGCGAGCAGGAGGCUCAGUCGCAGCGGUCAAGCAUUAAUUCGGCAUGCGCCUCAGCUUCCAGCAUGGACUCCCUGGACACGGAUAAAGGGACGACGGGAGGAGAGGUAGAUGAGGAGGGCACUCCAAGCGCGCAGGGUCAGGUCCAGAACAGCACAGAGCAUGUCACACUGCGACGGGCCAACAGUAGGCCGGCCAGGCGCCAGCUUGACUUCACCUCACGCGAGGGGGGAGUGGACCGGGCCACUCACUCCUAUCUGGACCAAGAAACCUCACUCAUUCUGAAAAGCAUAGCUGGGAAGCCCUCUCACCUCCUGACCAAGGAGGAGCAAGCUGCAAAGAUCAAGGCAGAGAAGAUCCGUAUCGCUCUGGAGAAAAUCAAGGAGGCACAGGUCAAAAAGCUGGUGAUUAGAGUCCAUAUGUCUGACGAGAGCUCCAAGACCAUGAUGGUGGAUGAGAGGCAGUCCGUCAGACAGGUGCUGGACAGCCUGCUGGAUAAGUCUCACUGUGGCUACAGUCCUGAUUGGUCUCUUGUGGAAACCAUUACUGAGCUACAGAUGGAACGUAUAUUUGAGGAUCAUGAGAACUUGGUGGAGAACCUGUUGAACUGGACCCGGGACAGCCACAACAAGCUAAUGUUUAUCGAGCGCAUCGAGAAGUACGCUCUUUUCAAGAACCCCCAGAACUAUUUGUUGGGGCGGAAGGAGACAUCAGAGAUGGCUGACAGGAAUAAAGAAGCUCUCCUAGAGGAAUGUUUCUGCGGUGGAUCGGUGUCUGUGCCAGAGAUCGAAGGGAUUCUGUGGCUCAAAGAGGAUGGAAAGAAGUCGUGGAAGAAGCGUUACUUCCUCCUCAGGGCUUCAGGGAUCUAUUAUGUCCCAAAAGGCAAAGCUAAGGCGUCCAGAGAUCUCGUGUGCUUCCUGCAGCUGGACCAUGUUAUCGUGUAUUAUGGCCAGGACUACCGCAGCAAAUACAAGGCUCCGACUGAUUACUGCCUGGCCCUAAAGCAUCCCCAAAUCCAGAAGAAGUCUCAGUACAUAAAGUACCUGUGCUGUGAUGAUGUUAGGACCCUGCACCAGUGGGUGAAUGGGAUUCGCAUCGCCAAGUAUGGCAAGCAGUUAUAUGUAAAUUACCAGGGAGCAAUGAAGAGGACAGAGGCAGCCUAUGAUUGGUCAUCCCUGUCUACCUCCAGCAUUCGAUCAGGCUCCAGUUCUGCCAGCAUACCUGAGUCCCAGUCCAAUCAUUCAGGUCAUUCAGACAGUGGAGUGGAUACAGCCUCCUCUCAUGGCCGGUCCCAGAGUGUGGUGAGCUCCAUUUUUUCUGAAGCCUGGAAGAGGGGAACCCAGAUGGAGGAGAAUUCAAAAAUGAGGAUGGAGGCGUCGCGUGGAUCAACGCAUUCUUCCCACAGCCACCGACAUCACAGCCAGCAUUCAGUGGACCACCCAGUCCUCACUCCCCAUCCACAACAGCAACAGCAGCUGCAGCAUCCACCUCAGCCUCAGCCAUCUUCAGUGCAACAACCAACACUGACCCAACCACAACAUCAGCCUCCACAGCCUCCUUCUCCUCCCCAGAUGCUGCCACCCCCACCUCCAGGGACCCCACAAGUGCUGCCUGAGCCACCCAUGUCUCCCGAGCCGCAGCCCAGCAGCAGCUACAACCAAAUGCUCCCACAGCAGCAGCAGGAACCAAUUGCUGCCCCCAGUCCACCUCCACCACCUCCCCCACCUCCUCCUCCUCCUCCCCCCCUACCUCCAGUCCAAAUGUUGUCACACCACUCACUGGCCCCCACAAUGUACAAGUACAGCACCAUCACCAGGCUGCAGAACCAGAAGGCUUCCCACAAGUUACCUGCUCACCUCCACGCAACAGCGCAGCAAGUUCUGCCUCCACCUCCGACGCUGCCUGCUGCACAGGUUAUCAAGCCUAACGUGAAUCACAUUGCUGCAAGGACCAAUGUCCCACCUCCUCCGCCGCCUCCUCCUCCCCCUCCACCAUCAAUGCCAACCCCAGGGUCCGCUAUGGCUGUUUUGAGGUUUGGCCCUCCCAGCCCUGCGGCCCCUCCUUCUUUCAUCCCACCACCUCCUGCUCCACACAGCAAUGGUGCAGGAUUUCCUCCUCCACCCUCACCUCCACCUCCUGCACCAGCUCCCAUGAGCCAGACUGUUUAUUCCAAUGGGCUCAAGCAGGCUUUAAAGGAGUGGUUUCCCAGUCCACCACGAGAACUCCUGCCUCAGAACGGAGAUCUUGAGGACUCGCCACCGCCUGCUCCUGCACCACCCCCACCUCCUCCGCUGCCUCCGCCCCCACCCCCACCUCCUCCUCCUCCACCCCAGCAGUUCCCAAUACCAGCGCAGUUUCCGCCUCCUCCUGGACCCCCACCAGCUCCACCCAAAACCUUCACUCCUGGCUUUAUGCCUCACAAUGCACCCAAACCCAUGUCCCCGGUCUCACCAUUUCCUCCUGCUCCACCCGCUGCUGCGCCGACUCCACCUCCACCACCACCCCCUCCUCCUGCACCUGCUCACAUAAAGAAACAGCUCAGCCUUCAGCAGGGACACACAUCCAGUCAUCCUCCAGCUACCAUGCCCAAGCAGCACAGCCUGUCUAAAACAGUGAGCAUGUCCAAAGGAGCUGCACCUACCAUGUCUCUGGUGAAGCAAUUGGCAAGUCAGUUUCCAGGAGCUUCAUCCCAAGUAGUUAAUCAUGCUGAGUACCCUAAAGCUCCCCUGUCCUUUCCAGCUGUAAAAACUAAACCAAAAUGGCAGCCUGGCGGUCACCAGCAGCUGGAGUCUCCAGAGUUCCCACCUCCACCAGCAGAGAGCAACAAUGGCUUCCCUGCACCACCACCCCCACCGCCUCCCCCAGCACCGAUCACUGGCCCAACACCACCUCCUCCUCCACUUCCUUCGGGAAAUAUGGGCUCUCCAAUGAAAAGAUCACCCUCUAGUUCAUCCAAUUUCGGUGGUAAGAAACCCCCUCCGACCCCACAGAGGAACUCCAGCAUUAAGUCCAACUCAUCUGCCUCCUUCGAGGAAUCCAGGAGGAAUUUGCUCAGCAAGUUUGCUCCCCAGAGCAAUGCCACCCCUUCUUCCUCGUGUCCCAACUCCUCCUCCAAUGGAUCUCCUUCAAAGGACCCCUCAAAUGGGCCACCUGCUCCACCUAAACCAGGAAAGCUCAACCUGUCUAACUUGCCUUUGGCACUGCAGGCCAAAGUAAGCCAGGCUAAACAGGCUGGCGGUGACUUUCCUUCUCCCCCACCCGAGUGCGCCUACUUUCCACCUCCUCCCCCGGUCUCUGAGCUCUUCCCUCCUCCACCACCUCCAGGCAACGACAUGCAUAGUGGAGGUGUCCCAAGGGUAGCUGUGGUAAACCCUCAACCCCAAGCACCCCCUCCACCACCGCCUGUCUCCCUUGUUAGCAACUCAAUAUGGGCAAAGAACUCCCUAAAAAAGACUCCUCCACCCACCCUAGGAAGGCGAAGCAAUGCCAACCUAGAACCCUCUCCGAUAUCGCCACCUGCGCCUACAUCCCCAAAGGGUAGCUCAGGUCAACCUAACUUCCUGGAGGAUCUCAGCAAGACAUUGAAGCAAAAGUCAGUGGGUCGCCAUGGUCCAGGAAAGCUGGAUCCAGCAGGGACCAUGGACGACAUGGCCCUGCCUCCACCGCCCCCAGAGCUGCUCCUGGACCAGGGCAAGCAGAGCAAUGGAGGAAAUGGCGGCUAUAUGUCCGGAAACAUCUCAGGCUAUGCAACGCUGCGAAGAGGACCACCACCUGCGCCACCCAAACGAGGGGAUGGGACCAAACUUACCGGAUAACGUUGAACUCUGAGAUCAGGAUGCAGUGCAGCUGGCUGAACAGACUUUAUUUGAUAAAUGGGUAUGAAAUCCUGGACUUAUGAAAUUCUCCUGUGAUCAUUGAUUGGUGACCUUGUAUAUACAAAAAGCCAAAUCUGACCACCAAAUCCAAACAGUGCAUUUAAAAAAAAAAAACCGCAAAACAUUGUAAAACAGAAGGAUUUACAGUACCAAGACUGUUAAGACUGGACCGGGUAGGUAUGAAGGAUCCAGGUCUGAGCCAAAUCAUGUGUUUGCUUUUCCUUUUUCCUAUCUUUUUUUUUUUUGCCAUAAAGCUAUGCCACGUACGGAAUACAAAACAAACAAAUCGGAACCACGUGAAGCUGUUUCUGCUUUGAUUACUGCAUGAACCACAUGUCUUAGGUUGAGUGUGCCUGUGUGUAUGUGUGAGAGAAAAACAUGCAUCGUCUGCAUGCAUGAUUACAUAUAGUGAUGAAGUAGUUAACUGUUAAGAAAGGCUGUCGUGGAAUGUGACUGUUUGGUUUUCUUUUGUAGGAAAUAAUUUAAAGGCUUAUUAAUUUAAAGUUGUUUUUUUAAUGCUGGUCAGCAGGUUUUGUCUAAACCAGAAUAAUAUUUGGUCACAAUUUCAUGUAUGAUUGAGGGAUUACAAAUUGACAUGUUAUGGAGAGGAUUCUGCUAUAUGGGUGAAUCUCAGUAAAUGGGAAUAUCACUGAAAAGUUCAUUAUUUAAUCAUUUCGAGUCAAAAUGUAAAAACUCACGGCCUAAAUUUCUCAGAAAAUGUUAACAUUAAAAAGACCAAUAAGAGAAGGAUUUUUAUUACAGAAAUGUUGUGUUCUGCUGAUGCUAUGGACAGCACAAACAUGGAGAAGAUUCCUGACUUGACAGUCGUCCAGCUGGAACGCUCCAUAACGGAAAGCCACAAAUGUUAAAGGAGAUGGCUGUGCACAAAGUGCUGUAUCCAAGCAUAUUUAAAGGAACGUUGAGUGGAAGGAAGACGUGUGGCGUUCCACCACAGGCUGAUCUUCUCCAUGUCACAACGGAUUGAUGCAGUAAUUCAUGCAAAAGGAGGUCCCAUUGAGUACAUAUGGUGGUCGUACUUUUCGGUAGGCUGAUAUUUCUGUAUAAAAAAUCCUUUUUAUUGCUUUUAUGUAAAAUUGAAUUUUGGAUUUUAAGCCAUAAUAAGAAAUAUUAAGGGAUAAAAAUACUUCAAAAUACAUCGUUUUAUGUAAUGAAUCUGAGUUUCGCUUUCUGGUUUAAAUUACUCCAAUAAAGUACACUUUUUAUGGUAUUCUUAUGUAUUGAGAUACACUUCAAGUAUCUGCAAAAACCUAUAAUCAGUUGAAAACAUUUCUUGACCUCUUCACAACUCUGGAAACACAAAUCUGAAGCAAGCCUCUUUCUAAAAGUCUUCCAGAGGUCAAUCGAAUGGAGACAUCAUCUGAAUACGUUUGCCAAGGGCUUGGACUGUGCAACAGAAUGCAAAUUGUACCUUUUUUAUUUAUGCAAAUGUAGUAACAACCAUGUUUAAAUGGAGGGGAGGCCUGUGUUUUUCUGUGAGUUCCUUUUCUGUUGGCUUGAUUUUUGGACCUCAUCCCUUCAGUUUGAAGCUCCUUCACCACUGGUUCCCAGCGCCUUUUUCAUCCCAUGAGAUCAGCAUCCUGACAGCAGGAACACAGACUGGAAUAUCAUCAUAGUACACAGUGAAGAAGACGUAUUCGCCUGGUUAAUGUACAGAGCAUUAAAUCGUUUAUUUAAUAACCCAUCAUCAGACUUGCAUUAGACCGAAUGUGCUUUGAACCCCGUCUUGUUUCUUCAUGGUGCCAUUGCUGCUUUAGCCGUCAGCGUACAUGACAGCAGCGCUUUUAUUAUCCGGGUGCUUGUGCUGUCUGUUAUGUAUCCCAUUCUCCAUGUGUCCUUUUGUUCCAUGAUGACAUAUCAGAAGCAUUUCACAUAAGUUAACUGGCAUUAAAUGCAGAGGCUGUUCUUACCAGCUGCCCUGUUGGUUGAUUCCACAAAGACUCUUUAAACACACUUUUCAUUUGUCAGUGUCGGCUAAAGACGGUAUAUCUUAAACCACCUUGAAGGGAUGUUUGCUAGAAUGCAGUUUGUAAGCAAUUAAUGUUCUGAAAUGGAAGUAAAGACAAAGAAGGUUUAAGUAAAUGUUUCCUCUUGCAUAUAACUGAAAAUCUCAAUAUACAUGUUCAAACCAGA